Molecule: messenger RNA, 808 nt
Organism: Hibiscus syriacus
Lineage: Eukaryota; Viridiplantae; Streptophyta; Magnoliopsida; Malvales; Malvaceae
Product: (DL)-glycerol-3-phosphatase 2-like
Exons: 6
Coding region: 75-755 (226 amino acids)
Biological process (GO): glycerol biosynthetic process
Molecular function (GO): sn-glycerol 3-phosphatase activity
Source: RefSeq, a predicted model, not a curated record
UUUGCUUUGAGCGAAGACUAGUAAAGCAAGCACUCUCGAAAGAGGAAUCCUGCCAAAACCGUAAUUGAUUUGCAAUGGCGGAUGUUUCAGUCAAAAGGCCCAUGAUUACUCACGUCAUCUUCGACAUGGACGGUCUCUUACUCGACACAGAGAGGUUCUACACUGAAGUCCAGGAAAAGAUUCUUGCUAGAUUUAACAAAACUUUUGAUUGGUCUCUCAAGGCAAAAAUGAUGGGGAUGAAAGCGAUAGAAGCAGCUCGUGUGUUUGUUGAAGAGACUGGGAUCAGUGAUUCUCUUUCAGCCGAGGAUUUCCUUGUAGAAAGAGAGUCAAUGCUACAAAGUAUGUUUCCGACUAGUGAGCUCAUGCCAGGGGCUAGCCGUUUAAUUGAACAUUUGCAUGCAAAAGGAGUACCAAUUUGCUUGGCAACAGGAAGCCACAGGCAGCAUUUUGAGCUAAAAACACAAAGACAUGGUGAGCUUUUUAAACUCAUGCAUCAUAUUGUUCUUGGUGAUGAUCCGGAAGUUAAAAAAGGGAAGCCUGCACCAGAUGUAUUCUUAGCUGCUGCUAGAAGGUUUGAGGUUGGGCCUGUAGAUUCCAAGAAAAUUCUUGUGUUUGAAGAUGCACCUGCAGGAGCUCAAGCUGCCAAAAAUGCUGGGAUGAAUGUGGUAAUGGUUCCAGAUCCAAGGCUUGGACAGCUCCCACCAUGCUAUAGCAGACCAAGUUCUGAGCUCCUUAUUGGAUUUCAACCCAAGUGAGUGGGGUUUGCCUGCGUUUGAAAAUGCAUAAACCUCAUCUCCAUUUCACCCAA